GAAAUUAAUUAAAAUUUGAAAUAUGAAUAAAAUGGAAAUUGAAGAAAUGAGCAGCUUUGAAUCAUUGCCACUUCUGUCCUUAAAUCAUGUGUCUGUGUUGUGCAGAUCAGUUUGGGCUUCUGUGAGAUUUUAUGAGGAUAUUUUAGGCUUUGUUAUGAUCAAACGACCUUCUUCUUUCACUUUCAAUGGAGCCUGGUUGUACAACUAUGGCAUUGGAAUACAUUUGAUUAAAGACCCAGCAUUGGAUGAAUUUGAACCCAUCUUCGAACCUCGCCCUAUUAAUCCUAAGGAUAAUCACAUCUCCUUCCAGUGCACGGAUGUCGGACUUGUUAAAAGAAGGCUACAAGAAAUGGGAAUGAGAUAUGUGACUGCAGUAGUGGAAGAUAAUGGUAACAAAGUGGAUCAAGUAUUUUUCCAUGACCCAGAUGGGUACAUGGUUGAGCUCUGCAACUGUGAAAAUAUCCCAAUUAUUCCAAUUUCUGCAUGCACAUUUAGCCCUAGAAUGGGCAGCUUCAAGAGACCAACACUCAACAAAUGCUGGUUCAUGGAGAAUGUUAUGAUGGAGAGCUUGAGCAUGGACAUGUUGAACAUUUCAUUUUGACAUGCAUACAUACAUGUAUACAUCAUCAUCAUCAACCCCAAGAUAAUUGGGUUAUCUUUUAUAAAUCUUGCAAUCCCUUAGGAUUAAACAAAGUGUAUAUUGGAAUUUUAAUGUCAUUGGAGUCUGGAGAUCAUUGUAAAAUUGUUAUUGGAAAUGUGUUUAAGAUUCAAUCCUUCUUCAAGUUUAUAUUAAUUAAUUUUACGAA
Messenger RNA from Mercurialis annua (annual mercury), 806 nucleotides. RefSeq names its product glyoxylase I 4-like. Bases 23 to 601 code for a protein of 192 amino acids. NCBI's taxonomy places the organism in Eukaryota, Viridiplantae, Streptophyta, Magnoliopsida, Malpighiales, Euphorbiaceae. The record is from RefSeq and is a predicted model, not a curated record. The transcript has 3 exons.